GUUCAGAAACAAACAGUAGCUCCCUCCACUGGACGGCAGAAUGACAAACAGAACUUACAAACAAAGGGAGAAGAUGAUCUGCAGCAUCCUGCUGCUCAUCACACUGACCUCCUGUGUCUCUGGAUCAUUUGUAGUGAAUGUGAGACAGAGCUCCUAUCAGGCAGAGGAGAACCACAACAUCACACUGGAAUGGACGUUCUCACCCAGAACAGACGGUUCCUCCAAGUCCAUUUUUAUCUUCUGUGAACUGUUAACUGAUCUCGGACCCUUCGCCCUGUUUGACCUACAUAAAGAUCUCGAGGUUCCACAGUCUCAGCAUGAAUGGUUUUCAGGACGAGUCCAGUUUGACAAAGACGUCCUCAGAGAAGGACGACUCAGACUCCACAUGUCCAGACUCAGGACUGCUGACUCGGGUCUGUACCUGUGUAGAGUUAACAUAGGUUAUGGGUGGAACUCUGGCCAAUGUCGCCUCAAUGUCACAGCAGCGAGGGAUCGGCCCAAACCUGAGACACCAAACACAGCAAGUGGAGGAAGAGAUGUUUCCAAGACAGGAAGUCCAUCAGAACCAGAGAGUCUUCUACUGUGGAUCGUCUUCUACUGUGGACUGGGACUGGGACUGUUAGUAGCAGGACUUCUGCUGGGUGUUUGUUACCGUUUAUUCAGGCAUUCCCGGAGUGAAAGAUGUCCGAGCAUUGUAGCUCCGUACAUUAGAGCUGCCUCUCAGAUAGAUAACAACUCAUGUGCCUCUGAGAUAGAAUUAGUUAACAGCUCAGCAAAUGGAUCAAAUUCAGGAUUUUCACAACCAACCGGGGAAACAGAAAAAUAGUAGUUCUCCAUUGACUGGCAGCUAAUAAUAACAACAGGUAACCAUAGCAACAUCUAUGAAGCUGCACUUGACAUUAAAUUCAUUUGGCUAAAACUUUUAUCCAAAGUGACUUACAACAAGUGAAUUUUAUUAUAUAUUUGUUUUUACUGUGUAUUGAGUUUUCUUUUAUUUUUUUACUAUGUUUAGGAGCCAAAAAACUAAACAAGUAACAUUUAUUAUUAAGAUAAAAUAUAUUGUUAGACUCUGGCUGACAUUUCUCAAUGCUGCCAACAAUGGCAUUACAUUUAUUAGCCAAAACUUAACUUGAAAAGUCAAAUAAACUAAAACCAACUAUGCUGAACUGCUUCAAGUUCUACACUAAGAGAAGAUAAGAGGAGUGUUUUUACAUUUUUUUUUUAACUUAACUUAAUGAAGUGUUAUGUACACUGACCUCAAAUGAUAAAGCACAGUUCACAGAAACCUUCUGCACAGAGUUUAGAAACAGUUCUAACUUUUACACAGAGCUUUUUUUUAAAUGCAUUUAAAUCAAAAUCUACACUUGCUGUGUUAUUUAAAAUGUUGUCUGUUAGCUGUCAUUCUUUAGUUGUAUGUGUGUGUCAAAAAGUCGCAUAGAAGCCAGUCUGUAAAAAUGUGAUUAAGGAAGUGAUCUAAAAUACGUGAUAUGUUAAUAUUAUUAACAUUAUUAAUGUGUUUAAUGUUAUUAAUAUUUUAUUUUAUAUAUGCCCUGUAAACAAGUGGGGACCUUUUUGCAAUAAACUCAGUUGAGUUGCUUUUUUUUCUUGCUGGCAUGUGACUUUUUGUUACAUCUUUUUAUAGA
Messenger RNA from Anoplopoma fimbria (sablefish), 1643 nucleotides. RefSeq lists its product as uncharacterized. Gene Ontology annotation, biological process: negative regulation of T cell proliferation; immune response; T cell costimulation. The record is from RefSeq and is a predicted model, not a curated record. Gene Ontology annotation, cellular component: external side of plasma membrane. Bases 41 to 826 code for a protein of 261 amino acids. The transcript has 4 exons. Lineage: Eukaryota; Metazoa; Chordata; Actinopteri; Perciformes; Anoplopomatidae.